Styela clava is the source of this 480-nucleotide messenger RNA. Lineage: Eukaryota; Metazoa; Chordata; Ascidiacea; Stolidobranchia; Styelidae. The record is from RefSeq and is a predicted model, not a curated record.
CACUUUAAUACUAUCUCGUUCAAGCAUCCUUGUGUGCCAUUCUCAGAAACAUAUCAAAGAAAUAAAGAAACGUCUCAGAUCAUUGGAGAAUUCAUGAUAUUCGGAGUUGCCCUGGUAUACCUUUUAAUCGUAUGUUGCAACCGAUGCUGGUAUAAUGCAGACUACAACACAUACGUCAUAGUCGAUAAUUACUUGAAGAUAAAGGAAGAUAUGAUAAGUAAAGAUAUCAGAAAAAUUUUGGAAGAAAAACUCAAAACGGCGAUGCCAGAAUUGCAGAAUAAACAAUAUUACAAAGACGCUAUCAAAAAUAUCAAAGAACACGAAGACAAUUACAAUGAUGAUAAUCAUAUUGCAGUUAAUAUUGCAGAGUGGGAGACUGUUAGCACUGUAACAUAGAAGUGAUAGCUCGAUAACAGCACACAGGCCGUAUUAAAAUAAAUAUAAAUUUGAACUAACGUUUGUAUUCAUUACAUUUAUAUU